AAUACACUUAAAACUUUUAUAUUUAAAAACAAUGAGCUCCAACCAUCGACCCCUGGACGCAGCGGAUAUCCAGCUGAUACAAACCAUACGCGAAACACCCUCGCUGUAUGAUCCGCAGCUUCCCUCGUUUCGCCUCUCGCAGCGUAAAGAGGAGGACUGGGCGAAAGUGGCCGAAAAUUUGAGAAUUUCAAUUACAGAUGCUCGACGGCGCUGGACAUGUUUGAGGGAUCGCUAUUCGCGUGAGCUCAAGCAGAUGCGUCUUCAUCCCACCAGCGAAUUCGGCCGCAAUGAUUUCUUCAGACAAAUGGAUUUUCUGCGGGACUUUGUUAGAAAACGGCGCGAGCGCAACAGAAGAGACCAGACGCCCACUGGUUGGCUCAAAGUGGACAUGAGGAGAAACAAACUAAUUAAGAUGCCGGCCGAGACAGACAGCCUAAUUGAGGCCCCCGAUUCGCAGGAGUACGAGGAGAGCGAUGAGCACAACUACGACACGAAGCUGGAGGUGCAGACAUCGCACUCCGAGACAUACUCGGUGCUGGUGGAGGCAGACGAUGGACAAGAGCCCGAGCAGGAGAGCUUCGAGGAAGACUACAUCGCUGAUGGUGAAGGUGAAAGUGAACACAAGCCAAUGCCCAUGCUAACAUCAGCUCGCAACCAUAUGGUAACACUGCAUCCAGACGCCACGACGAACACAACAUCUGCACAAGACGCUGUAGCGGCCCAGACCACGCAGGGCGACAUCAACUAUAUGGUCUGCAUGCCCAGUAUGAGUCAGGAGCGGAAGCAUCUCUCCACCGAGCACCUGGCUCCGGCUCUGGCCACGUCAACGCCAACCAGGACAGAGACCGAGGACGAUUACUUCUGUAAAUCGGUGGCGGCCUACCUGCGGCAGCUGUCGCGGGUGCACAAGAUCAAGGCCAAGGUGGAGAUGUUCCAAAUACUGGAGAAAUACAUAUUGCUCGAGGAGGAGUGUCGUGGCGCGGGAUCGGGGCAAGGGUCGGGGUAAACAGGUUAAAUGGCAAUUGAUGUAUAUAGGUUUUAAAAUAGUUUUUAAUGCAGUACAAAUAUACAAAGUG
This is a messenger RNA of Drosophila obscura, 1076 nucleotides long. RefSeq lists its product as uncharacterized. Gene Ontology annotation, biological process: regulation of transcription by RNA polymerase II. The record is from RefSeq and is a predicted model, not a curated record. The transcript has a single exon. Bases 32 to 1006 code for a protein of 324 amino acids. Gene Ontology annotation, cellular component: nucleus; transcription regulator complex. Lineage: Eukaryota; Metazoa; Arthropoda; Insecta; Diptera; Drosophilidae. Gene Ontology annotation, molecular function: DNA binding.